Pezoporus flaviventris is the source of this 2138-nucleotide messenger RNA. RefSeq names its product eomesodermin (gene EOMES). Gene Ontology annotation, cellular component: nucleus. Gene Ontology annotation, biological process: positive regulation of DNA-templated transcription; mesoderm formation; CD8-positive, alpha-beta T cell differentiation involved in immune response. The transcript has 6 exons. Gene Ontology annotation, molecular function: RNA polymerase II cis-regulatory region sequence-specific DNA binding; DNA-binding transcription factor activity, RNA polymerase II-specific. Bases 129 to 2114 code for a protein of 661 amino acids. The record is from RefSeq and is a predicted model, not a curated record. Lineage: Eukaryota; Metazoa; Chordata; Aves; Psittaciformes; Psittacidae.
AAGCCCGGCGCGCCGGUAUAAAUUGCCUCGGCGGAGCUCUGUCACGGUGUUGUGCGGCCGCGGGUCGGGGUUAGGGUCUGCGUCUGCACCGGGUCGUAGAGUGCUCUUCACCGGACUGCCCACCGAGGAUGCAGCUGGGCGAGCCGCUGCUGGCGGCGGCAGCGGCGACCCUGCCGGGAGCUCCCUUCUACCCGCUGGAGAGCAGUGGGCGCGGCGGUGGGACUGGAGCUGGGACCGGGACAGGCGGUGCGUCUCGCGGGCCUCCCCGGCCGGGCUCACCACAACGACUCGACAUUGACAAGACGCCCAAGAAGUUCGGAGCGGCCCCCACCAUGCUGGGCGAGGCGGAUGCGGGCGAGCCGCCCUUCGCCGCCCCGAAGCCGGACGGCCGCAAGGCCACCCCCUGUGGGGAGGAGGAGCUGCCCCCUGCCGCCGCUGGCCCCCGCUAUCCCAUGGACAGUCUCAGCCCCGAGCGCUACUACCUGCAGUCUCCCGGGCCUCCCGGGGCCGAGCUAGGGGGGCCCUGCGCCCUCUUUCCCUACCCGCCGGCGGCGCAGCACGGAGCCGUUUACCAGCCGCCCGGAGGACCGCGCUACCCCUACGGCUCGGUAUUGUCUCCGGGCGGUUUCGCCGGCACCGUCUGCCCUCCCGGCGGCAGGGCGCAAUUCGGCGGUGGCAGCGGGUAUCAGUACGGGCAGCCGGCUGCCGGCACAUCACUGUACGGGCCUUACCCGGCAGCGUCGGGCUCCUGCGGCGGGCUUGGGGCGCUAGGGGUGCCGGCCGCCGGCCCCGGGCUGCGGGCGCAGGUUUUCCUCUGCAACCGCCCCCUUUGGCUUAAGUUCCACCGGCACCAGACGGAGAUGAUCAUCACCAAGCAGGGCCGGAGGAUGUUUCCUUUCCUGAGCUUUAAUAUCACCGGCCUCAACCCCACGGCCCACUACAACGUCUUUGUGGAGGUGGUGUUGGCGGACCCCAACCACUGGCGUUUCCAGGGAGGCAAGUGGGUUACCUGCGGCAAAGCCGACAACAACAUGCAAGGCAACAAGGUGUACGUGCACCCCGAGUCGCCCAACACCGGGGCUCACUGGAUGAGACAGGAGAUCUCUUUUGGGAAGCUGAAGCUAACGAACAACAAAGGUGCUAACAACAACAACGCACAGAUGAUAGUACUGCAAUCUCUACACAAGUACCAGCCUCGGCUUCACAUUGUGGAAGUGACUGAAGAUGGUGUUGAAGAUGUGAAUGAUUCCUCAAAGACUCAAACAUUUAUUUUUCCUGAAACACAGUUCAUAGCAGUUACAGCAUAUCAAAACACUGAUAUUACCCAGCUCAAAAUCGACCAUAAUCCCUUUGCAAAAGGCUUCAGAGACAACUAUGACUCCAUGUACACAGCUUCAGAAAAUGACAGAUUAACUCCGUCUCCCACGGAUUCUCCUAGAUCCCACCAGAUUGUCCCUGGUGCCCGGUACAGUGUGCAACCCUUCUUCCAAGAACAGUUUGUCAACAACCUGCCCCCAGCCAGGUUUUACAAUGGUGAGAGAACGGUCCCUCAGGCAAAUGGCUUGCUCUCCCCCCAGCAGAAUGAAGAGGUGGCCAGCCCUCAGCGGUGGUUUGUUACACCCGUACAGCAGCCCAGUGCCAACAAGUUGGACAUGAACUCGUAUGAAACAGAGUAUUCUUCUAGCACCUUGCUCCCUUACAGCAUUAAGUCCCUUCCCCUUCAGACAUCCCAUGCUUUGGGAUACUACCCUGACCCGACAUUUCCAUCCAUGGCAGGCUGGGGGAGUAGGGGAUCUUACCAGCGAAAAAUGACAACAGGAUUAUCCUGGACCUCAAGAACAAGUCCUCCAGGCUUCUCUGAAGACCAGCUUUCCAAGGAGAAGGUAAAAGAAGAACUCGGCUCAUCUUGGAUAGAGACUCCGCCUUCCAUAAAGUCUCUAGAUUCAAAUGAUUCUGGAGUCUACACUGGUGCUUGUAAGAGAAGGCGACUCUCCCCUAGCACUUCCAGCAAUGAAAAUUCCCCGACUAUGAAAUGUGAGGACAUUAAUGCUGAGGACUAUAACAAAGACACUUCAAAAGGCAUGGGCUACUACGCAUUCUAUACUAGUUCUUAAAGCAUCCUUUUAUUCCAGUUGGCC